Cajanus cajan (pigeon pea) is the source of this 946-nucleotide messenger RNA. Its product is annotated as ADP-ribosylation factor. Lineage: Eukaryota; Viridiplantae; Streptophyta; Magnoliopsida; Fabales; Fabaceae. Gene Ontology annotation, molecular function: GTPase activity; GTP binding. The record is from RefSeq and is a predicted model, not a curated record.
GUGAAGACUCGGUGCGCCGUCGUGUGACUGACAUUUGUCAUUAAAUAACGGUGUAAAGCGUAUCUUCGAUCUCUCUCUCUCUCUUUCUCUUUCUCCAAAAACAAAAAUCGCGAUUCGCUCUUCUCUUCGAAAAUCUCGAUAUAGCACGAGAAGAAGAGCGAUUUGGAGUGAGAGAAGAUGGGGUUGUCGUUCACGAAGCUGUUCAGCAGGUUGUUCGCGAAGAAGGAAAUGAGGAUUCUGAUGGUAGGUCUCGAUGCUGCUGGUAAGACAACCAUCUUGUACAAGCUCAAGCUUGGAGAAAUUGUCACCACUAUCCCCACCAUUGGAUUUAAUGUUGAGACUGUGGAGUACAAGAACAUCAGCUUCACUGUGUGGGAUGUUGGUGGUCAGGACAAGAUCCGUCCAUUGUGGAGGCAUUAUUUCCAGAACACUCAGGGUCUCAUUUUUGUGGUUGAUAGCAAUGAUAGAGAUCGAGUGGUUGAGGCUAGGGAUGAGUUGCACAGGAUGUUGAAUGAGGAUGAACUUAGAGAUGCUGUUUUGCUUGUUUUUGCCAACAAGCAAGAUCUUCCUAAUGCAAUGAAUGCUGCAGAAAUAACUGACAAGCUUGGACUUCAUUCUCUCCGACAACGCCACUGGUAUAUCCAGAGCACAUGUGCGACUUCUGGAGAGGGUCUCUAUGAGGGUUUGGAUUGGCUUUCUAACAACAUUGCCAGCAAGGCAUGAGACAUUUGAAAAUUUUUGGUCUUGUCUGGUGGUUCUUGGAGAAAGAUGCUACUUAUCCUUUCUAGUUAAUGUUGUAAUAGCAGAAUUCUUAUUAGAAGUAUUUUCUUCUCGUGUAACUUGGGUUUGUACGAUUGCUUAAGUUGGCUAAUACUUUUAGCUAUAAUUGGAACGCUUGCAAUCUUCUUCUGCGUGCUCAUUUUGUUAGUUGAUUAUCGGUUGAAUA